AUGGAAGAGGUGCUUGAGGAGAUAACGGUGAAUACACUAGAUGAAACGCUAGACGGUGAUGACGACAAGCUUGAGGAACCUGACGAUAGAGUCGAUAGUGAUGAUGAAGGCGUUGAAGUCGAAGACGAAGGCGUCGCUAUGGUGGAACUUGACGUGCCAGAACUUGACGUGCCAGAACUUGUCGGCGUGCUAGAAGAACUUGCAAGUCCACUUGAUGAUGAGCUGAGUGAUAGUGUAGACGAAGGCGUCGCUAUGGUGGAACUUGACGUGCCAGAACUUGUCGGCGUGCUAGAACUUACCGACGUAGCAUAA
This is a messenger RNA of Letharia columbiana, 312 nucleotides long. RefSeq lists its product as uncharacterized. NCBI's taxonomy places the organism in Eukaryota, Fungi, Ascomycota, Lecanoromycetes, Lecanorales, Parmeliaceae. The record is from RefSeq and is a predicted model, not a curated record. Bases 1 to 312 code for a protein of 103 amino acids. The transcript is spliced from 2 exons.